Messenger RNA from Brassica napus (rape), 558 nucleotides. RefSeq lists its product as uncharacterized. The record is from RefSeq and is a predicted model, not a curated record. NCBI's taxonomy places the organism in Eukaryota, Viridiplantae, Streptophyta, Magnoliopsida, Brassicales, Brassicaceae. The coding region runs from base 1 to 558 and encodes 185 amino acids. The transcript has a single exon.
AUGGGCGGAUCACCACCUUGCGGUGACUCGGUUCGAGCCGUCAAAGAUUACAAACGUCAAGCAACCACCUCUAAGAAGUGGCCUUCUCCAGUCGAAAAUGAUCACCAGAUCACUUUUUCGGCACUAGACACCAAGGGCGUCCACAUGCCACAUAAUGAUCCUCUCCUCGUCGACCUUGACAUUGGCGAAUGUCUAGUCGCAAAAGUCCUUAUUGAUACCGGCAGCUCAGUCGAUCUCAUCUUUCGCGACACACUCGACCAAAUGGGAGUUGAUUUAAGGGAUAUGAAGCCUUCCUCUCGCACGCUCACCGGCUUCAACGGAGCCUCGGAGCAAAUGAUCGGGACAAUUCGCCUUCCAGUAUACGCAGGUGGUAUAACCCACACCGUCAAGUUCUCCGUCAUCCGCGCCAAAGCACCCUAUAAUGCCAUACUCGGAACACCAUGGCUGCAUUCCAUGAAAGCCGUCCCUUCGAAUUACAUCAAUGCGUCAAGUUUCCCGGAAAAGACGGCAAAACAGAGACGAUUCGGGGAGAUCAACAAGCCGCGAAAGAACUACUGA